AUGGCUCAACAAAAUGCGCUCUCGAGUUGCUUUCCGGAACCCUCACCCCUGGCUUCAACGGCUUUGCCCCCCAUUCAGCUUGGACACCCGCGCUCUCCCUUUCGUCGUGCGCCCAUCGCCUGUGUCAAGCCGGCGCCCCGUUUCAGCACCAUGGACAACAACCACGUUGUCGUGUAUCCGGGCAAACGGGCCGGCCUUGAUUUUGACAACGCCGAGCGCCUGGCCGCGUUCAGCCGUGAAAUAGAGGCCUCCCUCAUGCAGUCAUCCCAUCCAAGCUCGCCCGAACAGACCCCCACCCGUCAUAUCAAUGCGUCAGACAGCUCGCCCGCGACCAACGUGUACUACCGCGACCACGUUGUGCCCUCCACUGACCAAAACGGCGAGCCCUGCGAGCUGCACAUUUCCGUUCCACAGGCGACAGCGCAAUCGCGCCCCAAAAAGCCUCGCAAACCCCGCAAGAAGAAAACAACCACCCUUCGCUGGGGUUCUGAUGAAGAUCGCCGUCUGCGCGACCUCGUUCAACAGCGCCAAGCCAAGACAACCCUUUCCAUUGAUGAUGAUCACUUCUGGUUGGCAAUUGCCCAAAACAUGCCCGGGCGCGACGCCUCCCACUGUGCCGCUCGCUGGAAAAACAUGCUGGACCCCACUCUCAUCAAGGGCGCUUGGACGCAAGAGGAGGACGAUCUUGUGAUCAAUCUCGUCAACAAAUACGGCCCUUGCAAUUGGACCAAGAUUGCGCAGCAUCUCAAGGGUCGGAUCGGCAAGCAAUGCCGCGAGCGCUGGCACAACGCGCUUGCUCCCCACCUCAAGCGUGGGCCUUGGUCUGAAGACGAGAAGCGCACCCUGAUUGAUGCUCACGCCCGCCUCGGCAAUCGAUGGGCGGAAAUCUCCAAGCUCUUGCCCGGCCGCACGGAUAACCACUGCAAAAACUUUUGGAACUCGAUGAAGACGAAAAAGGUCAAGUCCAUCAAGUCUUCUCUGCGGGACGGUGCUGAUAUGGGCGAGCGUCUGGCGCCCGCGUCGGGCCGCCAAGGCGUCAACCGAUCCAAUCUUGCCGCACAAUCGCCAGAGGCCUCCACCUCGCUCUUGGCCAAUGCCGGCCAUCCCUCAGCCAAACGUCGCAACUCGGCUCGAAGCCGACUUGAUAACUCAACCAACGUUGAAGUGCCUGCUGCAUCACCCUCCAACUCGAGCACGGCAGCGGCUGUGCCAUCCACUUUGAUCACCAUGCCGGCACCCGCACUGGCUUUCCCCUCGACGCUUCUCUUCGAUCCCUCCCUCUUGGAUGGCCUGGGGUCACCCGAGCCAGUGUCCAAGCGCGCACACAAGGCAUCCUCCAUCUCGUCGGCUGCAUCGUCUUCCUACGACGUGGAUGUUGUUCUGACGGGAUCACCAGAAGCCGCAGCCAGCUAUGACGAUCCGGAACAAUCGCUAGCCGAGGUGCAGGCCGCCAUGGCUGGCCCCGAGGACACGCCUGAAUUUGAGGAUGAGGAAGAUGAGAACGCGUUUGUCCUGCAUACGCCCGUCCGGAAUCCGGCGGGCAAUGAUGAUCUGCGCCUAGGCGAUCAUGCUCAUAACGAGGAGACGCCCAACACCCAUCUCAUCUCCGUUAGCUGUGAAUCCGACGAUCAGUAUCAACUGGCGGGCGGUUUGAACAGCCUGAGCACGUCAACCUUUGCGAAUUUUCCUUUGUCGCCCGUGCGCGGCCGUCGCAUGCUCAGCCCGUCCUAUCCUCCGUCCCCUCGUCUCAGCUGGUCCCCGCUGAUUCGCGGUGCCUCUGGCUUUGACUCGCCCAGCAAGGUCAUGUCGCCAAAGUCCAUGCUUAGCCUUUCUACUCCAACCUACCUGCGUGCGGGCCCCAGCGCCUUCAUGUCUCCCAGUGAUCCCAAUCCCAACAGCACUGGCAUGCCCAAGACACCCAUCCAAUUCAAGCGCGCUCUGUUGCAGCUCGAGCUCAACGACGUGUAA
Monosiga brevicollis MX1 is the source of this 1968-nucleotide messenger RNA. RefSeq lists its product as uncharacterized. The record is from RefSeq and is a predicted model, not a curated record. The transcript has 2 exons. NCBI's taxonomy places the organism in Eukaryota, Choanoflagellata, Craspedida, Salpingoecidae. Gene Ontology annotation, biological process: regulation of DNA-templated transcription. The coding region runs from base 1 to 1968 and encodes 655 amino acids. Gene Ontology annotation, cellular component: nucleus. Gene Ontology annotation, molecular function: DNA-binding transcription factor activity, RNA polymerase II-specific; RNA polymerase II cis-regulatory region sequence-specific DNA binding.